This is a messenger RNA of Emiliania huxleyi CCMP1516, 895 nucleotides long. RefSeq lists its product as hypothetical. NCBI's taxonomy places the organism in Eukaryota, Haptophyta, Isochrysidales, Noelaerhabdaceae. The annotation marks the transcript as partial. The record is from RefSeq and is a predicted model, not a curated record. The transcript has 3 exons.
GACAUGCACUGCGACAGGCUACAGCACCCGGCACAUUGAGAACAACCGCUUUCUGCGAGCGCCGAACACGGCAACUCGGCAAAAAUCGAGCAGGGCAACGCCUUGGCCGCUCCUGCAAAGUGACACAUCUGAUCGCACGGCGGUGGCGGCGAGGGUGGGGGCGGAGAGACCGGCGGCGGUGAGGGCGGCGGCGUGGGUGGAGGCGGGGAUGGAGGAGGGGCGGGAGGCGGCAGCGUGGGAGGCGGUGGCGAGGUCGGCGGCGGGGGCGAGGGCGAUGCCGAGGGAGGCGGCGGCGACGGCGACACGGAUGGCGGCGGGGGUGACGGCGAUGCUGAGGGCGGCGGGGGCGACGGCGAUGCUGAGGGCGGCGGGGGCGAGGGUGAGGCGGACGGCGGCGGCGGCGACGGCGAGGUGGAGGGAGGCGGCGGCGACGGCGAGGCGGAGGCGGGCGGUGGCGACGGCGAGGUGGAGAGAGGCGGCGGCGAGGGCGAUGCUGAGGGAGGCGGUGGUGACGGUGAGGCGGAGGGAGGCGGCGGAGAUGGUGAGGCGGAGGGAGGCGGCGGCGAGGGCGAGGCGGACGGCGGCGGGGGCGAGGGCGAUGCCGAGGGAGGCGGCGGCGACGGCGACACGGAUGGCGGCGGGGGUGACGGCGAUGCUGAGGGCGGCGGGGGCGACGGCGAUGCUGAGGGCGGCGGCGGCGAGGGUGAGGCGGACGGCGGCGGCGGCGACGGCGAGACGGACGGCGGCGGCGGCGGUGGAGGCGGUGAUGGUGACGGCGGCGGCGCGGGCGAAGCGAAGACGUAGAACUUGCACACCGUCAGCCCCGCCGCAGACGGCCGGUUGAGGUAGAUGUAGCGCCCCAACGCGUUGAUCUCCACCUCCAACAUCACGUUCG